Messenger RNA from Aplosporella prunicola CBS 121167, 1813 nucleotides. RefSeq lists its product as uncharacterized. Lineage: Eukaryota; Fungi; Ascomycota; Dothideomycetes; Botryosphaeriales; Aplosporellaceae. The record is from RefSeq and is a predicted model, not a curated record. Bases 275 to 1633 code for a protein of 452 amino acids. The transcript is spliced from 2 exons.
CAGUUUAGCGCUUACCCCAUGUGGCUAGUCUCGCUUAGUCGCCGGUGCUGCCUCUUCUUUCGCAGCAGCGCUCGUUGUUUGUUCAACACCAACUCUCUUCUUUCUGUUUCGUCACUCAACAAGAUUCUCAGCAUCAGAGGCCGCCUUUGAGGUGGUCACGCCCUUCCCGGUUGGGUUCGUGGUGUGCUACCACCUAUUACCACUUCGACUUGACGUUCCAACACCAGACCUGCCAACUUCGGACUUCACCUCACUUCUCUUCUCUUUCGCCACCAUGCCGCACCUUCCUCAAGAGCUCGUUGACAUGAUCGUGGUCUUACUUGCUGAGCCAAUUGAACUUGACAUAAGGCCCUACAAAAACCCAAUCGCGCAAUAUGCCACCAUCAAUCGCGCAUGGGCCGUGGCUGUCGAGCGCUACACGUUUAGAUCCAUUCAUCUGCAACCUUCCGAUUGCAACAUAAAGAAGGUCGAGCCCAACCCGUUUCUUGGACCCAUUCAGGUGAAACCUGCUGACAGCGGUAUGACGGUCGCACGCCUUGCCCAGGCGCUCCAGCGGGAGGGUGGCUACCGCCGUUACUACAUGAAGUUUCUUGCAUUCAAGCUUGAUUACGAAAACCACCCGAUAAACCACUUGGUUCAUGAUUCGAGUCCAGCGCAGAGCCGUGCCACUACUGACGCAGUAUUCUCACGCGACAUCGCUGAUCUAUGGGCUAUUUUGGCACAUUGGCCGCGCCCCUCGAAGCUUCGGCUAGAACUGAGCCUGGAUGGUCCUAAAUCCUACAACCACGGAAUGAUAAAAACCACUGACUUCCUCAACUACGUUGGCGGCCCGCUGCCGUUGUUGUCGAACGUUAAAUCCCUUAUGCUUGGCACGAACGCAUGCAUCCAGCCGCAAUCUGUUACGCAACUCCUUACAUCACUGCCGGCCCUGGAAGAAGUUUUCCUCGACUUCGACGAGUUAUGCAAUUCGUACUGGUACACUGAGGAAUAUUCGGUUAUUUCAAUCGAUACUGAUACAGCCCUUCUGGGCUGCAUCGCACAGAUCCCGUACAGCUGCGAAUCUGUCGAUCUUUACGUCGGGUACGCGCCGUAUAACCAACUAGGCCCAAAUGAUGCCUUCCUCUGCGCUGGGAUGGCGCCGCUCUCCCUUCGUCUUAUACGACUCAAUCUUACUGGCUCAGCUGCUUCCGUCACCUUGCUGGAUAUUAUGGCUGCAUUGCCGUGGCCGCGCCUUAAAUACUUGGAUGCCAACUACACGGUAACCGGGGACGACUGCGAGCCUAAUUUUAGAUUUGUAAAUGAUCUACAAGUGGCUGCAGGCCGUGCGGCCCGCGCUACGCCCUCUUUAGUUGCUAUGAAUAUAAGCUACACCGAGUUUGGCGACCCUUUAUUUAAGUCGGCCGAUUGGAUCGAUGUCGGACUGGAUAUCAGGUUUAGUUGCAAGAAGGAUGAGAGGCUAGUGGAGUGGGACUGUGGCGAACUUGGUGGCAAGUAUCCUCUUCUGGAGUACGCCGUGCUUAAGGCAUGGGGGGUCGACAAGCAUCCAGAGGACAUAGAAUGGUACGGAUCGUAUGGUCGAUGGACUGCUCAAGAGGUGGUGGACUGGAAAGUUCCGAGCAAGCAGCUACGCUAAUAAUCAUGGGUUUCUGACGCUGGCUAUCUUCAUGACACGCCAGGUCGAUGAGAUCAUGCGAGCUUACAUCAACCACCAAUGGGAAACUUGCAUGGGUUACAAAAAAUUGGACACAGCGAUUUCCUUUCACUUACCAAAGAAACUUAAACAAUAGGUAGCAGCGGGUAAAAACAAGAUGAC